UAGAGCAUGCUCGAAACAUUUACACAAUUCAAGUGUAUAUACUAUUUGAGGAUAAUUUUGUGAGUGGUGUUCCUUGCACAGCAAAGAUAAUAGGAAUUCAACAUCCUCUUUAUGAGUAUCAUGUUGGGCAUACAAAGAGGGAUUUGAUCAUGCACACUGUUUCUUUUGAUGAAUCAUUGGUUUCAGUUGAUUGUGCAUGCAAAUAUUUUAGUGAGGUUGGACUACUAUGAAAGCAUUCAUUGCGUGUUCUUCAUUUGAACAACAUCACCUACAUCCCAAAGAGGUAUAUUAUGAAGAGAUGGACAAAGGCUGCAAUGUGUACUCGGGUUGAUGAUAAUGUUGUAGCUGAAUCGGGAGUUACACCUUCAAAUGUGUGGAGAUUACAUAUUAUUAGGAAUUUUAUAAGGCUUCCUGAUCGUGCACAAAUUGAUUUAAAGUCGCGAACUGUCAUUGAGGAAGCUAUUGAUGAGUGCACCAACAAAAUUGAUAUUCUUCUAAGGAAAGAUGAAAGUGAAAAUCAAGAGUCUUCAAAUACUGAUUGUCAGUCAACUGUAACACAAGAUCAAGGAGAUGGUAAUUUGUUGGAACCACAAGGAGUAAAUGAAGAAUGUGUUCCUCAAACUGAAGAUGUGAAUGGUAAACAAAAAGCUGUAGUUCAAGUAGAAAUUAAAGAUCCUAUCAAGAGAAGAAAGAAGGGGCAAAGAAACACUAGACCUAAGAGUACACAAGAAAAGAUAACCAACAAGCUAAAGGGUCAAAAAAUCAAGUCAUGGAAAAGGAAAACAACAAGAGGUGUUUCAAAAUUGAAACAAAAAGCUCAAACUACGAUUAAGGAAUUUAUGGUUGUACCAAAAGGAAACAUAUUGGCACAUUCAAAUGAGUUUGGAGGAUCAUUAGAGUAUUUUGAACCUGAUGAGUAUUUUGGAGUUCAUGUACUUCCUUUUGAACCUUGUCAUUAGUAAGAAAAUUUAGAUUUAAUGUUAGUUUUACUUUUUUUUUUAUAUAUUUUGUAGUAGAUUCAGCAUAUUAAAGGUUUUUUGAACUUAUAUGAUUUCUUAUAUAGCAUAUUAUGCACACUUGUAUUCAUUUCAAAUCAAAUAAACAAUAGUCAUUGAUUAAAAAGAACAUGUCAUUGAUUAAAAAGAACAUGUUCUUUAGUCAAAAGAACAUAUCAUAAAUUGUAAAAGAACAUUACUUAUAUAAUAGGAAUAUGUUUUUUGCAAAAAAAAGAACCAAGUCAUAUAAAUACAUAUAAAUAAUUGAAAAAAUAAUAAACUGCUGCUAUUACGUUAAUGUUUCAACAUCCAAAUAAACCUGAAAUUUUAAAUGUUCCCUAAUUCUUUGAAAUGUUUUUUGGCACGAGCACACAUUUCUGGUUUCUUCAUGUUGAGAUCAGUGGUGAUAAGCUCAUAUGUGUACCUCAAUCUUAGCUUCUUCAAUGCAUCAAACUGUAAAAAGUGAAUGAAUAAAUUACAACUCAGUCAAUAAAAACAAAGCACAAAUUCAUUUAUAGAUAGACAAAUCUUACAUUAUUAGCUUUGAGACCACAAGUCCAUUUUUUCUUCCCAAAAUAUGUUUCCAUGUGUCUCAUUGCAUACACACCACAAUCAAUAUUGUUUUUCUCAGUCCUCCAUGGCAUUUGAACUAACUUCACAGGGUAAUUGGACAUGUUCUCCCCUAUUUUAAUAUCUUUGCUUUGCAAGUAUAACCCAAGAGCAUCUCUCUAUUAAAAAAGAUUAUAAGUUAUUAUCAUAAAGAACAUAAAAAAAAAAAACAUAACGGUUGACUAAAAAGAACAUACGACACUGAAUUCUUACUAAUUUUUCAGGAUAGUCAAAAUAUUUAUUCUCCAUUGGGAUUCCAUCUGCAAGUGGUCUGUUGUCAAGUAUAUCUACUGUCUUUGUCCUAGUGUUGAUGACAACAACAUAGAAAUGUACAGAUACGUACACAGGGAAGAAGAACUGAAACAUUUAAAAAGAACAUGUCAUCGAAGAAAAAGAACAUAAGUAUUAAAUAAAGAACAUGUUAUUGUCUACAAAAGAACAUAACUAGUAAAUAAAGAACAUGUUAUCUAUAAACAAAAAGAACAAACUACAACAAAUUAAAAUGAACAUAAGUGGUAAAUAAAGAACAUGUUACCUAAAAGAAAUAGCAUACUAUAGCUUAUGAAGAAAAAAAUUUCAACUUACCAAUUGAUAUCCAUCUGAAGAAAAAGAACAUUCAUGGUACAAUAAAGAACAUUUCACUAAAAAGAACAUCCAUAAUAUAUAAAAGAACAUGCACACUGAAAAAGAACGUUCAUGAUACAUAAAAAGAACAUCCAGAAUAUAUAAAAAAACAUGUGAUUAAAAAGAACAUGUUCUUUAGUUAAAAGAACAUAAGUAUUAAAUAAAAAACAUGUCAUUGACUACAAAAGAACAUAACUAGUAAAUAAAGAACAUGUUAUUUAUAAACAAAAAGAACAAGCUACAACAAACUAAAAUGAACAUAAGUGGUAAAUAAAGAACAUGUUACUUAAAAAAAAUAGCAUACUAUAGCAUAUGAAUAAAAAAAUUUCAACUUACCAAUUGAUAUUCUUCUGCAGAUUCUAUUUUGUUACUUUCAUUGAGCCAAAAAUGCAUAGUCUCAAAAAAUUUGUCAAUCCUAUAUCUAGGUGUUGGUGAUUGACUAUCAUCAGCAUAUGACUCAUUCAUGCAUAGUUGAUUCUUUAAAAAAAAAAAAUCAUAUAAAAAAAAUUUGAACACAAUAAUUAAAAAAUAAAGGAAUAAAAAGAACAUAUUUCACUAAAAAGAACAUAUCUCACUAAAAAGAUCAUCAGGAAUUAUGUUACUCACAAAGGCAUUGUUUGCAAAGAAAAUCCUUUUUUUAUCAUCAACAGAAUUCCUUGAAUUGAGGAUUAAUGCCCAAGCAUCAAUAAUAUCAGUGUAUAAAUACACAUUGCCCCCAAGUGUUCUGAAUAUUUCUCUUGUCAAAUUUGUAUGCCCAUCAUCAUACAUCCAUUCACUAGGAAAACAAUAUGAAAUUGUAUAAGUUAAAUAUAAACAAGAGAAAAUGAUAGUAUAUACUGCUCUUUAAUAUGUACCAAACUUACUCGUCAUCGAGUUCUGGGGCAUAUGCAUACUCUAAUAUAGCAUGCUCAAACUCUUUUGUUCCUUCUAUCAUAUGAGAAUAUUUUACAAGGUAAGGUGACUUGUAAAUAUAUGCCUCCUUUCUAACCCUUUUGACAGCUUUAGGGGAUCCACUAUAAAAAAAAUAAAAAAAAAAUAAAAAAAUUGCAAACUAUCAUAAGUUAAAGAACAUUCAUAUAUAUUAACAAAAAAAAAAGAACAUUUAAUAUUUUUUAUACAAAAAAAAAAACAUUUAAUAUAAAUUAUAAAGAACAUUUGCCACAAUCAAAAUGAACAUGCUUACUGAAAAGUUUAAUAAUACUAUUAAAAAGAUCAUCCACUUAAAAGUUUAUUUAUAACAUGCACACUGAAAAAAACAUUCAUGAUACAUAUCUAAAGAACAUUUAUAACAUUGAAAAAGAACAACAACUAAAAAGA
This is a messenger RNA of Chenopodium quinoa (quinoa), 3545 nucleotides long. RefSeq lists its product as uncharacterized. The coding region runs from base 291 to 959 and encodes 222 amino acids. The transcript is spliced from 2 exons. Lineage: Eukaryota; Viridiplantae; Streptophyta; Magnoliopsida; Caryophyllales; Amaranthaceae. The record is from RefSeq and is a predicted model, not a curated record.